AUGGAAACGCUUCUAACUGUACAGAGUGACAAAGCAGCGGUUGAUAUAACGAGUAAGUAUAGUGGAGUGCUCGUUAAAAGAUAUGCUGAAGAGAAGGACAUAAUUAAAAUUGGGUCGUACUUUUGCGAAAUUGAUACGGAGGAUGAUAUUGUGGAGGAGGCAGGAGAGGAGGGAAAUGGUGAAGAAGUGGCAGAUCAUCACGCGGAGGGGAAGGUAGAUCUAGAUGGGCCACAAUCAUCACCUGAAGUGAAGCAACAAGGGAAUAAAGUCUCGACUGUAAAGGCAUCCCCAGGGGUUAAGAAAAAAGCCCAAGAGUACAAACUGGACGUGGAAGCGAUUGGAAAUUACUUUACUAAAGAUGCCAUAACGAUGGAAGAUGUGGAGCUGUAUCAUCAGAAGGUGAAAAGCGGAGAAAUCGGAAGUACUGGAACUAAUUUGGAUGGGGAGAUCAUGGAGGAAGUACCACUGAAGGGUAUCAAACUAGCCAUGUGUAAAAGCAUGAACGAUUCGUUGAGUAUCCCCCUGUUUCAUUUAAACGAAAAAUACAACGUGCAAAAUUUGAUAAGUGCCAGAAGUGAAAUAAAGAAGAGCGUCCUAGAGAAGGACAACGUAAACGUGACAUUAACGAGUAUUUUAAUCAAGCUGAUUUCGACUGUGUUGAAAGACUUCCCAUUGCUAAACUCGAAAUUUGAUUCACGAACAAAUACGUAUACUACUUAUAAGAGCCAUAAUGUGUGUGUCGCUAUGGAUACCCCAAAUGGUUUACUCGUGCCAAAUAUAAAAAAGGUGGAGUCAAAAAAUAUGGUUGAAAUUCAAAAGGAGCUGACUUCCCUACGUGAUAAAGCCAUGCAGAUGAAGCUCAGCAAAAGUGACAUCACGGGAGGUACCAUCACAAUUAGCAAUUUUGGAGUAAUAGGAGGGACCUUUGCCACUCCAAUUGUAUUCGACAAUCAGGCAUGCAUAAUUGGAUUGUCCAAAAUUCAGAAGGAGCUGUUUUUAAAAAAUGAGAAGAAAGAGCUAACAGACUUAUCAGACAUCCUUGUUGCGGACACGAUGAACUUGACUUAUGGCGCGGACCACAGGUUCGUUGACGGGGCUACGCUGGCUCAGUUUUCGAAGAAGCUGAAGGAGGCCGUGGAGGGCAUCUCUUCGCUGGACCCGUACGCGGUGUAG
Molecule: messenger RNA, 1173 nt
Organism: Plasmodium cynomolgi strain B
Lineage: Eukaryota; Apicomplexa; Aconoidasida; Haemosporida; Plasmodiidae
Product: dihydrolipoamide acyltransferase
Exons: 1
Coding region: 1-1173 (390 amino acids)
Cellular component (GO): mitochondrion; cytoplasm
Molecular function (GO): acetyltransferase activity; lipoic acid binding
Source: RefSeq, a predicted model, not a curated record